This is a messenger RNA of Myotis lucifugus (little brown bat), 1500 nucleotides long. It is a transcript of the gene AGBL4, whose product is annotated as ATP/GTP binding protein like 4. The transcript is spliced from 13 exons. Gene Ontology annotation, biological process: proteolysis. Bases 1 to 1500 code for a protein of 499 amino acids. Gene Ontology annotation, molecular function: metallocarboxypeptidase activity; zinc ion binding. NCBI's taxonomy places the organism in Eukaryota, Metazoa, Chordata, Mammalia, Chiroptera, Vespertilionidae. The record is from RefSeq and is a predicted model, not a curated record.
AUGCAUUCUCUUUGCAAUGAUUUGGGAAAGGACGAUGCCAUCGGAGGGAAUGUGAACAAAUAUAUGGUGCUUCCAACUGGAUACUGUGGACAGCCCAAGAAAGGACAUCUUGUCUUUGAUGCUUGCUUUGAGAGUGGUAACCUUGGACGGGUGGACCAGGUCUCUGAGUUUGAGUAUGAUUUGUUCAUUAGGCCGGAUACCUGUAAUCCACGCUUCCGAGUCUGGUUCAACUUUACUGUUGAAAAUGUGAAAGAAUCACAGGUGAGGGAAAUAGUGGAUACCUUCAGUUUGGUUUCGAGAGUUAUUUUCAACAUUGUUAACUUCAGCAAAACCAAGAGUCUUUAUAGAGAUGGGAUGGCCCCUAUGGUGAAAUCUACGAGCAGACCAAAAUGGCAAAGGCUGCCACCUAAAAAUGUUUACUACUACCGUUGCCCGGACCAUAGGAAGAAUUAUGUGAUGUCCUUUGCAUUUUGUUUUGACCGAGAAGAAGAUGUUUACCAAUUUGCCUACUGCUACCCGUAUACAUACACCCGCUUUCAGCAUUACCUUGACAGCCUGCAGAAGAGAAACAUGGAUUAUUUCUUUCGGGAGCAGCUGGGCCAGAGCGUGCAACAGCGGCAGCUUGAUCUCCUAACAAUAACCAACCCCGACAAUCUUCGGGAAGGAGCAGAGCAGAAGGUGGUAUUCAUCACGGGACGAGUCCACCCAGGGGAAACACCCUCUUCCUUUGUGUGCCAAGGGAUCAUUGACUUCCUCAUAAGCCAGCACCCAAUUGCUCGUGUCCUGCGGGAACACCUGGUCUUCAAGAUUGCACCAAUGCUCAACCCUGACGGAGUCUACCUGGGCAAUUACAGGUGCUCUCUGAUGGGGUUUGACCUGAACCGUCACUGGCUGGAUCCCUCUCCAUGGGCCCACCCUACCCUGUAUGGGGUAAAACAGCUCAUCAUCCAGAUGUACAACGACCCAAAGACAAGCCUGGAGUUCUAUAUCGACAUCCAUGCUCACUCCACCAUGAUGAAUGGCUUCAUGUACGGCAAUGUCUUUGAGGAUGAGGAGCGCUUCCAGAGGCAGGCCAUCUUCCCCAAACUGCUCUGCCAGAACGCUGAGGACUUUUCCUAUUCCAGCACAUCCUUCAACCGAGACGCCGUGAAGGCAGGCACUGGCCGCCGCUUCCUCGGUGGCCUCCUGGACCACACUUCCUCCUGCUACACCCUGGAGGUCUCCUUCUACAGCUACAUCAGCGGGGGUACCACUGCUGCGGUGCCCUACACCGAGGAAGCCUAUAUGAAGCUGGGGCGGAACGUGGCCAGAACGUUUUUGGAUUAUUAUCGGCUGGACCCCAUGGUUGAGAAAAUGGCGAUUCCCAUGCCAAGGCUGCGGAAAGAAAGACCCCCUCCCUACAAGUACCCACUCCGGCGGGGCCCGACCAGCAGCUAUCCCAUCAGCAAAGGGGACAAGAAGAGCUCAGUGAACCACAAAGACCCUUCAAACUCUUUUUAA